AUGGCUCCGAUCAAUGUCCUCAUCGUUGGCGGCGGCAUAGCUGGCCCAGCCGCAGCAUUCUGGCUAGCGAAAGCUGGUCACAAUGUCACCAUUAUCGAGCGCGCUCCUGGUCUCCUUAAAGCUGGACAAGGAAUCGAUAUCGAAGGCCCAGCUAGAGACAUCGUUGAGAAGAUGGGGCUCCUGGAAGAGAUGAAGGCCAGAGCCACGAACGAAGGAGGCUUUGCGUUUGCAGACGAUGACGGCAAACCUAUCGCAGCGAUUGCAGGAGGUCUCACGCAGGAAAUUGAGAUCAUGCGCGGAGACAUGUGCGAGGUCUUGUGCAAUGCUGCGGACAAAUUCGAAAAUGUCUCAUUUCGAUACAAGACCAAGAUCACCGAGCUUCAACAAACCGAAAACCAGGUCGAAGUGUUCUUUGAUGAUGGGACCCAGGGCAUGUAUGAUGCAGUGAUCGGAGCUGAUGGCAUGAGAUCGAGAACUCGUGAUCUGGCAUUCGACGAGAAGACGAAAGCCAAUGCCUUCAGAGCUCGCGACCACUAUUGUGCAUAUUUCUCCAUCCCGGCAGAGGAAAGUGACAGGCCCAACUCACGCUGGCAGCAUGCAACCCGCGGACGAAGCAUUCUUCUUCGACCUCACACCGACACAAUAUCUUCAGCGUAUCUGAUGCAGAUGGACAAGUCCGAUGAGCUAGCAGCAGCAUGUCGUGCCCCCAAAGACGUGCAGAAGAAAGCAAUAGCCAAGACCUUUGAAGGUGUAGGCGGCUUGGCACCACGACUUGUCAAAGGCAUGCUCGAGAGCGAGAACUUCUACUACGAUUCGAUAUCGCAGAUCAAACUGGACAAAUGGUCGGAAGGUCGCGUGGCUCUGGUUGGCGAUGCAGCGUACGCCCCUUCCGCAAUCUCUGGACAAGGAGUCAUUCUCUCAGUCUUGGGAGCGUACACGAUUGCAGGCGAGCUAUCUGAGAACCCUCAGGAUUCAGUCGCAGCCUUCAGGGCGUAUGAGGCCAGGCUUCGGACGCAUGUGGAAAAGAUGCAAUACAUUCCAUUGAAUGGAAAGGCUCCCAGGCUAGCUAAUCCACUUACCAGUCUCGGGAUCUGGGGCGCACGUUUAGCUUUCAGGAUCAUUGCCUGGACUGGAAUUUGGAAGCUCUUCAAUCUCAAGGGGCGGAAGUAUACCCUGCCUGAGUAUCCGAACAUGACCAAAGUAGGUUCUCAAAAGACAUGA
Molecule: messenger RNA, 1221 nt
Organism: Cercospora beticola
Lineage: Eukaryota; Fungi; Ascomycota; Dothideomycetes; Mycosphaerellales; Mycosphaerellaceae
Molecular function (GO): FAD binding
Source: RefSeq, a predicted model, not a curated record